Molecule: messenger RNA, 3017 nt
Organism: Sphaerodactylus townsendi
Lineage: Eukaryota; Metazoa; Chordata; Lepidosauria; Squamata; Sphaerodactylidae
Gene: DHX58
Product: DExH-box helicase 58
Exons: 13
Coding region: 166-2199 (677 amino acids)
Biological process (GO): response to virus; positive regulation of interferon-beta production; innate immune response
Cellular component (GO): cytoplasm
Molecular function (GO): ATP binding; double-stranded RNA binding; zinc ion binding
Source: RefSeq, a predicted model, not a curated record
UUUCAUUUUCCGGGAGGAGGGAAUGGAAACUCUCCGGAGCCUGGGGUCUUCCCCCGGCUGGGUUAGAGAGGACAGAAGCAGCUGCGCUUUUGCUUGGAAGAGCUGCUGGGUGUAUAGAGAAACAGGCUUUCCUGUUGAUCAGUGGGCCCUCCAAACACUGCCCAGAUGGAGCUGAGAGAUUAUCAGUGGGAAGUCAUUGAGCCUGCCCUAGAGGGCAAGAAUAUAAUUAUUUGGCUGCCAACAGGGGCUGGGAAGACCAGGGCAGCUGCAUACAUCUGUAAGAGGCACUUGGAGAACCAAGAAAAGAGCAAAGUCAUUGUGUUAGUCAACACGGUUCCUCUUGUGGAUCAACACCUGAAGAAUGAGUUCAGCUCCCUAAAGAACCUUUUCCAGGUUACUGCUAUCAGUGGAGAGAGCAGCCAAAGACUGUGCUUCUCAGAAGUAGUGGAGAUGAAUGAUUUGAUCAUCUGCACAGCCCAAAUCCUACAAAAUGCCUUCCAGAGCCAAGAGGAGGAAAUGCAUGUGGAGCUGACAGAUUUCUCCUUGCUGGUGAUUGACGAGUGCCAUCAUACCCACAAGGACAGCACCUACAACAAGAUCAUGCAGAACUACCUGGAGCGCAAGCUGAAAGGCCAGCGGAACCUGCCGCAAAUCGUUGGGCUCACAGCCUCGUUGGGCACUGGAGGUGCCAACUCGUUGAAGGAAGCCCAAGAGCAUAUCCUACAGAUUUGUGCCAACCUGGACACUGAAAAAAUCAUGUCCUCUGAUAAAUAUAAGUUCUACCUUAACGAUCGUGUCCAGCAACCCAAGAAGCAGUAUGAUCUGACUGAAGAACGGCCCCUGGAUCCCUUUGGUGCAAAGAUCAAGGAGAUCAUGUCAGAGAUCCAUACUUACCUGAAUGUGCCUGACUUAACUACAUAUUUUGGCUCUCAGAUAUAUGAGCAACGCAUUGUGGAGCUUCAGAAAGAAGGAGCGGAAGGAUUCUGCCGAAAGACCCGAGUAUGUGCCUUGCACCUGCGUAAAUACAAUGAUGCCUUGCUGAUCAAUGACACUGUGCGUGUGAUUGAUGCCUUCCGAACUCUGGAGGAGUUUUACCAGCUGGAGAGAGCUAUGAAGGAGCUACAGGAUCCAACUGAGCGCUACCUGGUUGAUAUCUUUGACCGGAACAAGGAACACCUCUUGGCCGUAGCUGAAGAUGCACGCUAUGAGAAUCCUAAACUUGGUAAAUUGCAACAAGUCCUCCAGGACCGGUUCCAAGCGGACAGCGACUCACGGGGCAUUGUGUUUGUCCGGACACGCCAGGGUGCUCAUGCCCUAUACCAGUGGGUAAAGGAUAAUGUUGAUCUGCAACAAAAGGCGAUCAAGGCUGGUGUCCUGACUGGGGCUGGGUACAGCAACCAGACCAAACACAUGACCCAGCAUGAGCAGCAAGAUGUCCUCCAUAAGUUCCGCAAGGGGCAGCUCAAUCUGCUGUUCUCCACCAGUGUAGCCGAAGAGGGACUGGACAUUCCUGAAUGUAACAUCGUUGUCCGUUACGGACUGAUGACCAACGAGAUUGCCAUGAUGCAGGCUAGAGGCCGUGCCCGUGCCUCCAACAGCAUCUGCUCCGUCUUGGCCAAGGCCAACAGCAAGGAAGUAGCCCGUGAACAGCUCAAUGAGAACCUGGAAGUCUUGAUGGAGAGAGCUAUUGAGAGGGUGCAGAAGAUGCCCUUGUGGGAAUACAGUCAGACGAUUGCAAAGCUUCAGCAUGAGGCUGUGGUGAUGCGCAAGAUGCGAGAACUUCAAUGUGAGGAGCGACGCCAGCAACACGAUCCAGACCUCAUGCGUCUCUACUGCAUCAACUGCAACGAGGCAGUCUGCCAUGGCUCUGACCUGCGCACAAUAGAGAAAACUCACCGUGUAAAUAUCAACCCCAACUUCAGACUCUACUACAGAAAGUCACUUGACCGUGUGGAGAUUCCUCGUAACUUCAGGGACUGGGAACCAGGCUGCUCCAUCAGCUGCAAUAAAUGUGGGCAGGCUUGGGGAAUGGAAAUGAUCUACCGAGCAGUCACCCUGCCAAUGCUCUCAGUUAAAAAUUUCGUGGUGGAAAGCCCAGAUGGCAGAAGAACCUACAAGCAAUGGAGCAAAGUCACUUUUGCCAUUGAGGAGUUUGACUAUGUCCAAUAUUGUGAAACAGUCUUCGAGCUGGACAUUUAAUGCUCAGAGAAGAAAAGGAAAAACAAGUGUGGAAGAGGCCUAAGAUAGCACUGCUGGAGCCGGCCACUUUAAAGGCAGAAAAACUAGACACAAGCUGUGUCAAGGCGUGGCAAGAUUAACCAGACAAGGGCCACCAUCCUCGGCUUGCCUUCCUUAUUUUAGGGUCACUCGCACUGGAAUCUGUCUCUGGCUUUGUGACGUAAGUAGGAUGAAAUCUCAGAAGGAAUUUUUCUUCUCUUUAAAUUUUUGAUAGUUAAACUUUUUAAGGUAGUUGCCAUUUCUUUGCUUAAAUGUCUGAAGAAUGUAUUUGUAAAUAAGUCUGAGGACUUGUUAAAUUGGUUAAUUCAAGCAAAGAGAAAUUGGUUCCUAGCUGACUGAUGUUUCCCAGUUGAUGUAACAGUAAAGUCAACUGUGAGAGCGAGGGUUAGAAGUCCAUGUCGUAUUAACUCGUUAGAAAAUGUAAGAAAUGACCCGUUUGUUUAUUGAGAUUGAUGAAAUUAUGUCUUCACGAUUUUGCUUUGUAAUGUAAUAAUUUCAUAUAGCUUAAUGAAGCUUAAAACCUGUUACAAAGAACAGAAGUGGACAACAGAACUAAGGCCACAGAGGACAGUCACUGAUUUAAUGCUGCUUUUAUUUUACAGGGUACAAAUUUUUAAAGUUUUCAACAAUAAUUAAAGUGCGUAAUUUUACAGUAUUCCAGCUCUGACUUGUAUGGAUCAAAUAUACAUAUGUUACAGAAAAUAUAUACAAAUAUUUUCAAAUAUUUUACAUUCAUGUACAUAUUAAAUGAGGGAAAAAAAACCUAACUCCUUUCACAA